Messenger RNA from Olea europaea var. sylvestris, 1350 nucleotides. Its product is annotated as thermospermine synthase ACAULIS5-like. The coding region runs from base 89 to 1111 and encodes 340 amino acids. The transcript has 10 exons. The record is from RefSeq and is a predicted model, not a curated record. Gene Ontology annotation, biological process: polyamine biosynthetic process. Lineage: Eukaryota; Viridiplantae; Streptophyta; Magnoliopsida; Lamiales; Oleaceae. Gene Ontology annotation, molecular function: thermospermine synthase activity.
CGUAUUCAAUCCUCUCUCACAUACAAACACACACUCUCUCUCUCUCUCUAGAAUUUCUUGAUCUUUGAUUCAAUCUCAUAUACAAAUAAUGGGUGAAUUAGAUAAGGUGUUGCUUAACAAUGGCAAUGGGUUCUCUAAAGUGCAUUGUGAACCUACAAAUCAGAAGGAAAGUAAUGAUGAACAGAAAGAGGAUUCUUGGUUUGAAGAAGAACUUGAUGCUGAUCUCAAAUGGUCUUUUGCUUUGAACAGAGUUCUGCACAGAGGAACCAGUGAGUACCAGGACAUAGCCCUUCUGGACACAAAACGAUUUGGCAAGGUGUUGGUGAUUGAUGGGAAGAUGCAAAGUGCAGAAGUUGACGAAUUUAUUUAUCAUGAAUCUUUGAUUCAUCCUGCUCUCUUAUGUCACUCUAACCCCAAAACUGUGUUUAUAAUGGGAGGGGGAGAGGGCUCUGCAGCAAGAGAAGCACUAAGACACAAAUCCAUUGACAAAGUGGUUAUGUGUGAUAUUGAUCAGGAAGUAGUUGAUUUUUGCAGAAAGCAUCUUACAGCAAAUCAAGAGGCUUUCCGUAAUAUCAAACUUAAUUUAGUGAUCAAUGACGCCAAAGCCGAAUUGGAAGAUAGGGAUGAAAAGUUUGAUAUAAUAGUGGGAGAUUUAGCAGAUCCAGUUGAAGGAGGGCCAUGCUAUCAACUAUACACAAAGUCUUUCUAUGAAAAUAUUCUAAAGCCUAAACUCACUGACAAUGGCGUCUUUGUUACUCAGGCUGGACCAGCAGGGGUGUUUACUCAUAAGGAGGUCUUCUCAUCAAUAUACAACACAAUUAAACAAGUUUUCAAAUAUGUUCUUGCAUACACAGCUCAUGUGCCAUCAUUUGCUGAUAUAUGGGGAUGGGUUAUUGCUUCUGAUCAGCCACUCUGCAUUGAAGCUGCAAAGUUGGAUAAGAAAAUUUCAGAAAGAAUUGAUGGAGAAUUGCUGUACUUGAAUGGAGCAUCAUUUGUCUCCUCCACCAUUCUAAACAAGACCAUUACCAAAACGUUAAAGAAUGAGACCCAUAUCUACACAGAGGACAAUGCAAGGUUCAUCCAUGGCCAAGGUGUUGCAUACAGGAUUUAAGGUUGUCUUGGUGGGGUAGGGGUGGGGUUGGGAGUUUUAGGGUCUUAUUUCUAUACUAUAGGCAAGAAGCAGAACAAAACCUUAGCACUUGUAAGAAGCUAUUGGCUUUUAGACAGUAUAUAUGCUACUAGGCUUCUUCUGGUUGUAGGAUUCUAGCUAGCUCUAUUUUACCAUUUCAUGUAAUGCUGAAAAAUUAUAAGGCAUUCCUCUAUCAAGCUUUCUAUUUUAUAUUUUGGAUC